Molecule: messenger RNA, 590 nt
Organism: Teleopsis dalmanni
Lineage: Eukaryota; Metazoa; Arthropoda; Insecta; Diptera; Diopsidae
Gene: RpLP1
Product: 60S acidic ribosomal protein P1
Exons: 2
Coding region: 128-466 (112 amino acids)
Biological process (GO): translational elongation; cytoplasmic translation
Cellular component (GO): cytosolic large ribosomal subunit; ribosome
Molecular function (GO): protein kinase activator activity; structural constituent of ribosome; ribonucleoprotein complex binding
Source: RefSeq, a predicted model, not a curated record
UUCUUUCUUUCCGGUACGGGACGUUGUCAAGUGUGCUUGUUCUCUUAAUCGAGCUAAGGCCGAAUAUAUAUUAUAAAUAAUAAUUUCUGGCGACUUGCACCAUUAAUUAAUAAAACAUUUUGGAAAUAUGUCUAACAAAGCCGAAUUAUCUUGUGUUUAUGCUGCACUCAUCUUGGUUGACGAUGAAGUAGCCAUCACUGGUGAAAAAAUCCAAACCAUUUUGAAAGCUGCUAAUGUCGAAGUGGAACCCUACUGGCCCGGUCUCUUCGCCAAGGCUUUGGAAGGUGUCAACAUCAAGGACUUGAUCACCAACAUCGGCUCUGGCGUUGGUGCUGCUGCUCCCGCUGGCGGUGCUGCCCCUGCAAGUGACGCUGCUCCAGCUGCUGAAGCCAAAAAGGAAGAGAAGAAGAAGGAGGAAGAACCUGAGGAAUCCGAUGACGACAUGGGCUUCGGUCUCUUUGAUUAAACUGUUGUUGCUGCAUUUGCAAAUUGUAUUUUGUAAAAAUGUGUGCCUACGGCGUAUUUCUGUUUGUACACGUUUUAUUGUACAAAUUUUAAAUUAAAGCAACAAUUUUUUACAUAAACGUAAA